Molecule: messenger RNA, 2692 nt
Organism: Plectropomus leopardus (leopard coralgrouper)
Lineage: Eukaryota; Metazoa; Chordata; Actinopteri; Perciformes; Serranidae
Gene: taf5l
Product: TAF5-like RNA polymerase II, p300/CBP-associated factor (PCAF)-associated factor
Biological process (GO): regulation of DNA-templated transcription
Cellular component (GO): histone acetyltransferase complex; nuclear protein-containing complex
Molecular function (GO): transcription coactivator activity; protein binding; RNA polymerase II general transcription initiation factor activity
Source: RefSeq, a predicted model, not a curated record
GCAGAUGGAGGCUGACCGGGGGGCGGAAAACUCACGAUGGAGCGGCGACGACGCGCUGCAGCGUAGUUUCACCUGGACACCGAGCUGCGUUUAAAACCUCACCCACCUGCACACAGUCACCGAGCACGGAGAGGACCAGCACGAUAUGCAGUCAUGAAGCGUGUUCGCACUGAGCAGAUCCAGUAUGCCGUGGCUCAGUACCUGAAGCGGAGGCAGUAUGUCGACACCGACGGCUCCCUGAAAGGAGCCAAACUCUUCCAGUCAGCAGAGGAGAUGGCGGCCAGCCUCACAGUGCAGACAGAGUCGGGGUGCGCCAACAUCGUCUCUGCCGCUCCCUGUCAGUCCGACCCUCAGCAGUAUGAGGCUCAGUACUCCCGGCUGCGCUCCUUCCUGUCAGAAACCGAGAUCUCCUGGGCGAAGGAGGUGAGCAGCAUCCUCUACCCGCUCUUCGUCUACCUCCACCUGGACAUGGUGCACUGCGGCCUGAAGGGGGCGGUAGAUGGUUUUUACAGCCGUUUCCACGGAGCCUUUCUUCAGGACAGCGAGCAGCGCGCCAUCAUCGAGCAGCUCCGCCACGUUCUCACCGCUCAGGACGUCGCAGCCAACCCCAAGCUGAGUGCUUUCUUGGAGCACAAGUACGUGGUUCACCUGACGGAGCCGGCCUACAGCUACCUGCUGCGGUACCUGCAGAGCGAGGACAACAGCGCCCUCUGCAGGGCCUUCAGCACACACCUGCAGGUGGAGGUCACCGCCUCCAGGCGCACAGACUACCAGCUUUACGGAGCAGCCGGCGGGGCGACCACCGCCCCGAACUCCACCUCCUCCUGGGCGGGAGUGGACGGGGCGGAGGGCGGGGAGGGGGUGGAGGUCCCUGCAGGGAUCCCACAGAGCGAGGCGGCCCUGGAGGCGCUUCAGGACUGCAUCAAGAAGGUCCGCGAGGGCCCCCCCACGCUCACCACCGUGUGUUUCUACGCCUUCCACCACACGGAGCAGAUGUUGAACACCGCCGAGGUGUCCGCCGACAGCCGGCUGCUGGCCGCCGGCUUCGACAGCUCCACGGUGAAACUGUGGAGCCUCCGAGCCAGAAAACUGAAGGCCAAACCGCAUCAGGCGGACGUGUCACGCAUCCACCUGGCCUGUGACGUCCUGGAGGAGGAAGUGGACGAAGAGGACGGCUGCGGCAGCGAGAUAAAGACGCUGAGAGGUCACAGUGGCCCCGUGUUUCGUACCGCCUUCCUGACGGACAGCUCCGGCCUGCUGUCCUGCUCCGAGGACACGACCAUCCGUUACUGGGACCUGGGCAGCUUCACCAACACGGCGCUGUACCAGGGACACGUCUACCCGGUGUGGGACGUGGACGUCAGCCCCUGCAGCCUUUACUUCGCCAGCGGCUCCCACGACCGCACCGCCCGUCUCUGGACGUUCUCCCGCACCUACCCGCUGCGGCUCUACGCCGGGCACCUCGCCGACGUCGACUGUGUCAAAUUCCACCCGAACUCCAACUACCUGGCCACCGGCUCCACAGACAAGACUGUGCGUCUGUGGAGCACCCAGCAGGGGGCGUCUGUUCGCCUCUUCACCGGCCACCGUGGCCCCGUGCUGUCUCUCGCUUUCUCACCUAACGGGAAGUACUUGGCGUCCGCCGGCGAGGACCAGAGGGUGAAGCUGUGGGACUUAGCAUCUGGGACGUUGUUCAAAGACCUGCGGGGACACACGGACAGCGUCACCAGCCUGUCUUUCAGCCCGGACAGCAGCCUGGUGGCGUCCUCGUCUAUAGACAACUCGGUGCGGGUGUGGGACAUCCGAAACUCCCACGGCGGGACGCCGGCUGACGGCUCGUCCAGCGAAUUGGUGGGAAUGUACACUGGAAACACCAGCAACGUGCUCAACGUCCAGUUCAUGGCCUGCAACCUGCUGCUGGUGACGGGGACGGCGCAGGAGAAGGCAGAGCAGUGACCGCGGCUGGUUGGUUUUUUGUUUUGAUGUUUGGGAGAAAAUAAUAUCUCCAGGUGUUUAUUUGAGGAUGUCGUCACCAGAUUUCUUCCCCGAAUCAACCGCUGAGAGCUUAAAGGGACAGGUUCGAUGUUCUGAACUGGGCUGUAUGAGGUAUUUUUCUACAAACAGCAGAUGUCAGUCAGCACGCCACAAACCAGGAGAAGCAGCAACUAAACGUAUUUUAUGUAUAAAAAGUCCCAUCUAAAAAAAAUAAAUAUCACUUUAAAUAUGCACAAUAUGAAGAGUAUUUUCACUGUUUUAACAGGAUGUCAGACAAUGAUUUACAACGAGAAAAUUAAUCGUAUCGCUCUCUUCAGACAGUUUGUGUCAUUGUAAUUUAGGACAGGAACCAAAUAUUCCACUAUUUGUUAAUUGGGCAGGUAUUCAAUAUUCUGAUAUUCUCUCUCAUUAUUUUUCUUUUUGCAGAGGAUGCAUGCAAUUUCAGUGUUUGUGAUUCUUCCCUUCCAGCUGACCAAAAAUUCAAUUAUUUGGAGAAGCUCCGAAGCUCAGACAAUAGUAUUCGGGACAGCCCUGACUGGUGUGACAGAUGGACAGGAUGGACAUCAGUUUUUUUGUGCUGCUUCAGACGCAUUUCACAAGAAUUCAAAUAUCUUUAACGUUAGCGAACUGGUUUGAUUUCUUUCAAAAACAUGAAAUAAAAGAAAUAAGGAAACUUGGAAAGAAAUGUUCUGCAAAU